CUUCCUUGCGACGGGGGCUAAAAAAAAAACACGAGGUAUUUCUGGACAACGGCGAAAGCCUCGUUGAUCGAAGUAAAUGCGUGCCAGAUUAAGCGGAACCGAGCUGUCCCGCUCCGAACCGGACCGUUCCGCUCGGUGGAAACGAGGCUCUAUUAUCAGUACUCCUCCGUUGGGAUACCAAGAAGUGGAGCUGAAAGGUGGAGCUAAACACUGCCGUCCGUUGAUUGGGCGAUAUAAUCGUCACUUUCGGGCGACAGUGGAUAACUACCAACAAAACCAUUGCCCGCGAGGUAUCUCUUUUGCUAUCCGAUCCGUUCCGCACCCUGCACUGGAAACGCGCCAUCUGGACAACGGAAAUGUUACCCAAAGGUUCGGCUUGGACGAACCGGGAGCUGGAAACGUUCCUCUGCAUCUUAGGGGAGGAAGACGUGCAGAGGGAGCUGCAUGGGUCGGUGAGGAAUGCAAAGGUCUUCCAGCUGGUAUCCGAUAAAUUGUUGGAUGCGGGUUUCGAGAGGAACACCGAGCAGUGUCGCCAGAAAUCCAAGAAGCUCCGGGUCGAGUACCGGAAGGUGAAAGAACAAAACAACAGGAGUGGCGACAAGGGGAAGACGUGGAAAUGGUUUAACAUGAUGGACGCUAUCUACGGACACCAACUGGAGAGUAAAGGAGAAGAGAUCGACACGGCCACCUCCUUGCUGGAAUCCAAGUUAGAGCCUAUUGCCACCUCGCUACCAGCUGCAGUAAGAAGGCGAGCGACGAAGGCCUUGAGUCAGGAUUCGGCCAUCUGUCAGUGUCCAAGCCUCUCCACCCGAUUACAGGAUCCCAAUCCCACGGAGGUCUUUCUUCUGAGUCUUGCCCCCAUGCUCCAGUCCCUCGAACCCGAGAAGCUUUCAGAUACGAAAAUACAAAUUAUGACUUUGAUUCACCAAGCAAAAUUUAAUUAAAAGUAUUUCACACAUG
This is a messenger RNA of Gadus morhua (Atlantic cod), 960 nucleotides long. Its product is annotated as zinc finger protein with KRAB and SCAN domains 2. Bases 357 to 944 code for a protein of 195 amino acids. Gene Ontology annotation, molecular function: DNA binding. The record is from RefSeq and is a predicted model, not a curated record. The transcript has 2 exons. Lineage: Eukaryota; Metazoa; Chordata; Actinopteri; Gadiformes; Gadidae.